This is a messenger RNA of Mercenaria mercenaria, 2797 nucleotides long. RefSeq names its product E3 ubiquitin-protein ligase TRIM71-like. The coding region runs from base 74 to 1729 and encodes 551 amino acids. Gene Ontology annotation, cellular component: chromatin; nucleoplasm. NCBI's taxonomy places the organism in Eukaryota, Metazoa, Mollusca, Bivalvia, Venerida, Veneridae. The transcript has 2 exons. Gene Ontology annotation, molecular function: ubiquitin-protein transferase activity; zinc ion binding. Gene Ontology annotation, biological process: positive regulation of DNA-templated transcription. The record is from RefSeq and is a predicted model, not a curated record.
CAUGCUAUUUAAAUACAUGCUAUUUAACGACUGAGAAUAUUAGAUCUAUUCAUUGAGUAGAUCCGGAAUAAUUAUGAACUGUUUACCGUGUAAAAGGAACAACAACAUUAAUAUUGCUGACAAAUACUGUGUUGAAUGUCAGGAAUAUUUUUGUAAAACAUGUGUAGGAAUGCACGAAAAUUUCUCUUUACUUGCUAAACAUACACUGCUCGAGAUCACCGGCGGAACUGAAGUUGCUGAAACUGGAAGUGAAGAACUGCAGAGAUUAACAGGUUCAACAGUGCUUCAAGUGCCGACGGAAAGAUGUUUAAAACAUCCAGCGAAAAUUAUAGACAUGUACUGCAGAACACACGAUAUCGUCGGCUGCUCUGUUUGUUUUACCCUUCAUUACAAGGGCUGUGACGAUAUUCAUUACGUACCAGAUAUUGCUCAGGAAUUGUUUAGUACUGAUGCUCUUCAGAAAUCUGUAUCUGAACUUACUGCCAGUAAAGAAAAAUUGGAACAGUUGACGGAAGCAUGCUUCACUGCCACGAAUCAACUGGCGAAAAUGAAGACUGCGUGUUUGGACAGGCUAAAGGCUUUCCGAAAUGAGAUAAAUGAAAUAGUUGAUGAAUUAGAAAGUAAGACGAAAAAGGAAAUUGAACAAAAGUAUAACGACUUAGACAGAAAGCUUUGUAAUGACAAAAAGUCUAUAGAUGCGGUAGUACAUAAGAUGGAAAAACAACUUGCACGGCUGAAAGUUACUGACAGUAAUAAAUCGACUUUAUUUGUAUCUGAAAAACUAUGCAAAAAUUUAGCGUCAGCCGCCGAUGAUUUACACAGAUUUGUGGGUAAACCUUCAAGGAAAACAAAAUUAUUUUUCAAAGGUGAUUCUUCCAUCCAGACGUACCUCAACCGUAUUUCAUCGCUUGGAUAUGUUCGUGAUCAGAAAAACGCUUUCAGCUCUAUUAAAGAAAAGACAACUCACGACAUCAAAGUAGACAAUGAUGCAGACACUUGCAACAUUUGGGGUACCUGUAUAACCGGGGACGACAACAUACUCAUAGCCGAUAACACUAACAACAAAUUGAAAUUAUUAGAUAAACAAACAUACGAAGUGAAGAGCUUUUGUAGUCUUUCAGCGUCACCAAGGUCAUUGUGCAGGGUAAGUGAGUCGGAAGCCGCUGUUAGCUUGAGUAAUAGAGUGAUUCAUUUUGUCGAAACCAAAGACACACUUACCUUAACUAGGUCUCUACAAAUGGAGCACAACUGUUUUGGACUUGCACUAACCAAAGGCAACAUCUACAUAUCCGAUGGCAGUCAGAAUGUGUAUGUGUACGAUAUGGACGGUAAACUACAAAGAACUAUCUUUCAAGAUAACAACGGAGAUACCAUAUUCUCUGAGAGCCGUGACAUUACCGUCAGUGAUGAUAGUGCUAAAAUUCAUGUAGCGGAUAGCAGAAAAGGUCUGAUUACUCUAAGUAUAGAAGGAAACGUGUUAUGGCAAUAUACUGGGUCAGAACUGAAAGGUGCAUAUGGCGUGUGCACAGAUGGUGAUGGCAAUCUUCUGAUUACUGGAAUUUUGUCACAUAAUGUAGUGCUUAUGAGUCAAACUGGAGAGAAAAUUGGCCCGAUAAUUAAUGCAGCUGACGGUAUACAAAGCCCAGUUUCUGUAUGCUUUGACCAACGUAAAUCAAGGGUUUUGGUCACUAAAAAUGGCAACCAUUUGAUCGCUUUUGAAUUUGAUUAAAACUGUAGCAGGAAAAAAAUCACUUUAAAAUAGGAAGAAAAUUAAUCAUUUGUAUAUUUUUCCGUUCCGUUCCAAAGUGACCAAGGACACAUUCACCUCGUUGUUAUGUAUGACGUUGUAUUGUAACCUGACCCGAUUUGUUUUCUUGUAGUGCUGGACGUUCGGAUAGAAAAAAUCUACAACGUAGAAUUUAUUAAACAUUGAUUUUUCAAAACUUCAAAAUAUACUCAGAAAAUUCGACAAAUAAAAAAGAUAGGGUCGUGUGUUCGAUUUUUUGCUCACUUUAAUCAUAGGCAAAUAUCUCAAAACUAAGCGCACGGACCUAUCCAUUUUAUUUCACCAUAUCAUUAGCCAUAUGUUAAUUUACGUCUCUGAGACGUUUCAUUAAAAACUUCAUUAUAGAAAAAAAAUCUAUUUGAGAAAAUGUUAUGAAAAUUGUGAUUUUCCCAUAGACUCCCUUUAUGUAAAGCGUGAGGUCCAAAUUUUUCAAAUCAGUGUAGCAAAAAAUCAAGCACACGACUCUAUCAUUUUUAUUUGCUGAAUUUUCUAAGUAUAUUUGGAAGUUUUGAAAAAUCAGGGUUUAAUCGAAUUUUACGUUGAAGAUAGAAUUUUGAUCCGAACGUGCAGAAGUACCUUAAACAAAGAAGACUGAAACUUGAUUUAAAGUUAUUAUGUCAAAAUCCCUGUUUGUGAAUCACAGCUAUUACAAUUAAUGGGUCAAAAGCACAGAAAUAAGCACAUAUUUGGUGUAUGUGGUCAAGGAUGUAAAUAAUAAUCCUUAAUAUCGUGUUAGACUCGAAAUGAUAUACUUCAAACCGUGCUUUUUCUUAAACAAAAUCAUUUGUCUUUCAUAUGCGUAUUUUACAUUGCUCCCUUUACAAACUUAAAGUUAUUACUUUAUUCAACAACAAGUGCACUGCUUGCGACACAUUUUUUCUUGAUAAGAUAACCCUCUAUAUAUUGUAGGGAUAAUGCAUGUUUUUUUUUCGUGUUACAGCAUCUGCAGAAUCCCGACGGAUUGCUUGAUAGGCAACUUGUGUAAACAAACGUUGACUUGACUUAUAAAGA